Venturia canescens is the source of this 7609-nucleotide messenger RNA. RefSeq lists its product as uncharacterized. NCBI's taxonomy places the organism in Eukaryota, Metazoa, Arthropoda, Insecta, Hymenoptera, Ichneumonidae. Bases 181 to 4254 code for a protein of 1357 amino acids. The record is from RefSeq and is a predicted model, not a curated record. The transcript is spliced from 3 exons.
CCGCUAUCGUGGCAUGAUGGCCAAAACACUCUGGGCGCGGAUUUAAGACGAGGGCGAGGUGUGCAGGGGCCACGGGUGCUGGUACGCGUAUCGCGCGGUGAUCAACGAUCAUCCAACUGUUUGUUCUUCAAGCCUCGUUUUAAUGCGACGAACGAUCGAAACGAACACUGAAAAAUAACAAUGGCGUCUACAGUGGCCCGUGAACAAUUGGGAUUGACGAUGGAUCAGCAAAUAAGUGAAAUCGACAGUGAGAGCUCGAGCAGUUGUGAGGAUCGAGAGGCGCGAAAACGUUUACGCGACGAUUCGGACAACAACAUUGGUGGCAGUCCGAAAAAACGACGGAAGCAAACCACGCCGGUCAAGUUUCCAGCCUCGUUGAUGAUUAACAACGGUGAGAGGAAUGAGUUUGAGGACGGCGAGGAUGACGACGACGAGGAAGAGGAAGAGGAGGAAGAGGAAGAGGAAGCGGAAGAAGAGCAAGAGAAAGGCGAAGGUGAAGAGGAGGAGGAAGAAGAGGCUAAGGACGAGGACGAGGAACGACCGAACGAGAAAAAGUUGAAAGGUGAGGCUGAACCGAGCGAAAGAAGGAACAACCGAGGACGGACUUUGGUCAACGAAGCUGACGAGACACUGCUGGAAGGUAAGCCAAGAACGUUAUCACCGCAAAGGUUUGCGCGAAAUAUCGUCGGACAAAUGACAAGCACUACUACUAUCGGGGCUAAUGAUGAGAAUCUCAACGGUGAAUUUUGCUGUAAAUUUUGCGCCUUUUCCUUCAGCGAUAAGGAAUCAUUGUCGCGACAUUUAGAACGCGAGCAUGCGAUAGUUAGUAACCCGGCUCCGAGUAGUUCUCCCCUCUCCGAUCAAAUUAGGAUCAAAUUAGAACCGACGAGUCAGAUGAUCGAGGAUCUCGAGAGUCCGGUCAAUCUUUCGAGUUUGGGUAUCAAAAACUUGGUCGCCGCCAAUUGGUUCCACUCUCAGACCCAGGUGCAACAGCAGCAGCAGCAGCAGCAGCAGCAACAACAACAACAACAACAACAACAGGUUCACUCGCAAUCUCAAAAUUCAGAUGAUUGGACAUCUCCGAGUUCGGUUACUUCCGUUUCCAAUAAUCUUCAAGCUCUGACAUUCCCCGGAGCUCUAGCUCAGUAUCUUCCCUUGCCGGGAUUCUCUAUGACCGAUGCUGGACAGCUGAGUCGGCCCCCCGUCGGUCCAACACCAAUUAGAAUCUUUAAUCCAGACGCAUAUUGCGAUCUUUGCAACAAAGAAUUUUGUAACAAAUAUUUUUUAAAAACCCAUAAAGCUAACAAACACGGGAUUUAUGGGGAUGGGCCUUCGCAGAAUAGCGGUGACAGCGGUGUUUCCGCGGGUAUGUUUACCGGGGCAUUUGCGAUCGGUGGCGGCGGUGGCGCCUCCAUCAAGUUGGAACAAUUACAGAGGCUCGAAGUUCCUACCCCGCUCGUUUCCGUACCUUUGGGUAACGGUGUACUCUGCGAAGUGUGCCAUAAGCGCUUCAAAAAUGACGAUUCCUUGAGAAAACACAAGCAAAAAGUUCACAACGAGUCGAUCGAUAAUCAAGAAUGUCAUUCUUUGCCAGCGACGGGAAGUAAUACGGAUGAAUAUCGGCAAGCCUCGCGUCACAGUCCUACCGCGAUGGAAGUACUUUUUAAACAGGAAUUCGGGCUCGAACAAGAAGACUCAAAGUUUAUGCCUGCCCCCCGGCAUCUCUCGCCGCAAUCGAGCCAACAAGCCAGAGACUCGGGUUUCAACGCGGAUCGUCUGAGACGUCUCGGGGUCAUAAAUCCCGAGGCGUUCUGCGAAAUUUGCUGCAAGGAAUAUUGCAACAAGUACUUUUUGCGAACGCACAAGAUGAAGAGACACGGGAUUUUCGUUCAAGAUGGUGAAAAAGCACCGAGCAACCCUGGCAAUGCAGCCUCUUGGCAUCAGAUUCAAACGAGCCCGCUCAAUCUCAUCGUGACCGAUAGCAUCAAUGCCGUGAGCGGCGGCAUUUUUUCCGAAUCCACCGAUCGUCCCGGAGAUGAUGUAGAGUGCAAAACAUGCGGGAUACGCUUCCAAACAUUCGGUUUGUACCGUGCUCACAGGGCUAAAAUUCACGAAACGGACGAGUCGUCGAAACACGAUUCCGACCCCGCCGAUCCGAUCAUCACCGAUCAACCGAGUGACUCCAUCUCGGAGGAUCUCCAGAAACUCCAGAGCAUGAUUUUGCAAAUAAACGGCCUGGAAUCUGGUAAAACAUUAAAUUGCGGAUUAUGCGGCAGAGAAUGCGAAAAUUUGAGUGUUUUACGGACUCACAUGAGACUCGAACACGACGGAACCCUCGAGGAGAUAUCCUCCUCCGCUCGGACCAGCGCAUCGGAGACGUCGCACUCCAAUGUCGCUACGACUGUCUGCACCAUCUGCGAUAAGGAAUAUCAAACUUGGGAAGCACUGAGGCAACAUAUCACCGAGGAUCACGACCGAAGCACCACCAGCAUCGCCAACAACAACAACAACAACAACAACAACAACAACAACAACAACAACGUCUCGAGUAUGCCGUCAACGACGAUGCUGACGGAAUCUUUGACCGCUUCGCCGACCAUCAGCGUUCAAACUUGCAUUCCUACGGUUACGACGCCCGUCACCGUUCCAACCCCAUCAUUAACGGGCUCGACGCAAACCCCAACGGGUUCGCAAUCCGAAAAAAAAAUUAUUUCCAUGACGCCAACCUCGAGUUACUGCGAGCUCUGUCGCAAGGAAUUGUGCAACAAAUAUUUCAUGAAGACUCACAUGCAGAAGAUGCACAAUAUCGAGAUUGAGAAUGGUUCGCAGAUCGGUGGCGUAGUAUGUAACAUAUGCAACAAGGAAUUGUGCAGUAAAUAUUUUCUACGCGUGCACAAACAAAAUACUCAUGGAAUCAUUGACGAGACGUCGAGCACAGCAGCAGCAGCAGCAGCAGCAGCAGCUGCUGCUGCUGCAGCGGCCACAAGCAAGCAAGAAACAUUUGAAUCAUCGAGCAACGAGGAUGCUGCGGCAUUAAAGCCGGAUCAGCUCGGCGAUUUGAGUCAUCGUUAUUUCACUCAUUUCACAGAGGUAUGCCCAGUUUGCAGUCGUCGUUUUAGAAGUAUCAAGUGGCUCAAGGCUCAUCUUCUCGGUGAUCAUGGUAAAAUGGGAAUAGAAAAAUGGCGCGAGCUUGAGAAUCAGUAUCAAAAUUCAUCUAAAGGCGUCGGUGGGAGAAACACCGUCGGUAGCGCCGGCCCAUCUCGAACGUUAGUCCUUAAUCAAAGCAUAAAAAUACCGAAUGGUUUGGAGAUGAUUCAACAACAGUUGAAGAAUAACGAUUAUGGCGGAGUACUCGGAAAUCAAGUACUCUCGAGUCUUUUUGGCUCAGCGAGCGAGGAUCAACGGAACAAGAGCUAUCGUUGCUCUUACUGCAGUUUUACAACGACGGUGUUGCCAUUUUUGUUCCUUCACGAGAGAUCCCAGCAUACCGGUCAGCCACACGACAAUAAUCCUACUGCCGAGAGCGCCGGUUCGAUUUUGUGCCCGAUUUGCUCGCAAGUUUUCGCUCAACCGGAUUUACUUCAGCAUCAUCUGUUAACGCGGCAUCAAUUGUCGGGUUUACUGUCUCAAAUAUCGGGGUUAUCGACGAUCAAUGGCCCGAGACGACUCGAGCAGCAAGGGUCAAUCGGUGUUGAUAAGCAAAACAACGAUACGUAUGACAAAUUCGAGCACGAUAGGGUUGCCGGGGGAAUGGAGGAACACGCAGGAGGGGGGGGAUCGUCGAGUCCCCCGUCCCACGUCGCUCUCGGAAAUAGCAGCGAGACUCCGAGCAAGAGUCCGAGGGCCGAAGAGCCCGCGGUCGUUCGUGUUACGCCCCAAGGAGCUUACAAGUGCGCCGAGUGCGGUUACGCGAGUGCCAAUCUCAACAGAAUUAAGAAACACGUUAGAAAGGAUCAUAGAGCGAUUGGUGGUGACCCGAUCGAGAGCGUAAUCGACGAGUUGAGUAAAACCCUGAGAGAUGUCGCGAACAAGCACAAAUUACCAGCGAGUUACGCGAUGCCUCAAGACAUGAAUUCGAAUCCCGAUGGAACGACCCUGAUGCAACCGUUUCUCAUCGAAGAACGGGAGGUUGCUGAAAAAAUUGACGAUCGAAUCAGCCGGGAGAAACGUUUUGCACCUGCCCUCGUUUAUUUACCGGUAAGAGCAAGGAUCAACGGUUCCCUCACCACUUGUUUCACUCUCAGUCCUGCCUGAGAUUGAUUCAUCUUCCUCUCCUCGGGGAUCGCAACCUGCUCGGCGUUGCGGGCGGGGGGCUCUCCCGCGCCCUGCCCCCAGUCCCAUGUACCUCGAGAGACAUCGCGUUCCUCUUUUUAUAUAUUAUCCUCCUCCUCCUCCUCCUCCUCGUAUACGCGAAAGUUAUCCUAUAUUCACCACCCUUCGAUACCUUACGAGUCGCCAAAGAGACAAAAAAAACAAUUCAGUGAAAGAUCGCAUUGGUACGCGUACGACGAUCGUUGUUCCGUACACACACUACACGCAAACACACACGAGCACGUGCGGUAUUGGUUCCUAAAAUAAGAGAGAGAGAGAGAGAGAGAGAGAGAGAGAAAAUACAUGGAAAAAAAACUCGUCAAGACGAAGAAGAAUAACAAAACGUACGAGACCAGUAGCGAGAUAGAUAUUUUUUUAACGAAACAAAGAUUUUUAUAUACACCAUACCCGUAUAUGUGAAUUAAUUUAUCACGUCAGAUAUAUUUAAACGAUUAUCAUCGUUUUUUAAUCACGGUACAACGCGGUUCCUUCAUCGAUCGUCCCUCUCGAUCGGAUAUUCAUAAUUUUUCAUUCUCCAUUCUCAAUAAUAAUGUUAUACGCCGCGCCGUCCGGUUUACGCUCGUAGCGUUUUUCUCUCCUCCCCCCACCUCCACAUUUGACCAAGCAAAAAAUGGACAAGUAGCAUCAAAUGAAAGAAAAUAAAAGAAAAGUGUAUGGAAAAUAUACCGAAGCACAAGCAAGAUUCGCGUAUGUUGCGUUGAGGGCCCGCAUAUAUUUAGAAACCUCGUUGUUAUCAAUAUAUUCUAAUCGCGAUGUUAUACCGUGUAAAUAUUAAUUCUAAAUAUCUAAUUAUAACGGACGAUCGACAAAGUUCCUAUUUUAAAUGAUGCGGGGCUCCUCAAUGGAAGACGACGCUUUCGAGCAUCGACCGGGCGGCGGCGGCGGCGACGGCGGCGACGGCGGCGACGGCGGCGGCGUCCCUUUCUCCUUCAACAAAACGCCUUAACUUUUACUCUACUAUUAUUUUUGUUUUGCCUCAGUUGUUCUUCGGCAUCUUACGACAGUUCCUCGAUUUUUAUACCUACAUAAAAAUACAUAAAAAUUUCUUCUAUCGGAGUACGUACCGGGAAGUUAGUUUUUUUUUCUUUUCUUAUAAAUAUCACCUAGUCAAUAUUCUAAAGUAACGAAUAUAACGAUGAAAACUUGAACAGAGAUGAAAUAAUAAUAGUAUAAAUGAGAGACGAAAGAUAUUAUUAUAUAUUAUAUUUAAAAAGUAAAAGAAUUUUUUUAAAAUGAAAAAAAGUACGAGCGAAUCUGAAAUGGAGUAUUUUAAGGCGACAACGCGCACAAGAAUAUUCUUGCUGGAUCUUUUGAUCCUCCCAAUUAGAAUGAAUCGCGUACGAUGUACGAUGAUAUUAUUGUCGAGACCGAUCGAUGAUCACGAUGAAAUACUGAAAAAUUUAUGAUAAAUAAUAGAAAAUGAAGUAUAAAACUCAGGGUGAAAGGCAUUGAGACCGCCGCAACAGAGAGUACAAUCGUAUACACACAGCCAACGUCAACGCAUUAAAAACAAAAGAAGAAAAAAAAUAUAGAUAUAAAAAAGAUAUUGCCUACCGUAAUGAUGCUCCAUGUUUUUUUUUUUUUUCUUUCGGCGUUUUAUGGGAUGAGAUAUGCUGGAUGAUCCGCGUAAAAUAUUCAUAACUUUGCAUCGUGCACGAGCCUCUCGCGCGGGGACAAAAAGGAAAAGCAGAAAAACCAAAAGAACAAAACUUUGUGAAUGAACUUUUGUUAAAUUAUAUACGCGAUGCAAAAGAAAAAGCAAAAGAAAAAGCAUAAUAAAAAGUGAUUCAAACGCGGAUAAGGAAAAGAAUAAGGAUCCGAGGAGUGAGGCAUUUGGCCCGGAGUCUAAAGAUAUACGGUGGCCAUGCAAGAUUCAAAAACUGUUCGUGUUCGUGCCUUGCCGGCUUAAGAAAAUGAAGAUGAAAUUUUUUUAAUCGCAGCUGCGAUCGCGACGAUGACCGUCGUCGUGUCCAUGUAUUUUCGCAUCAAUUUUUCACCCUUUUCUCCUUCUUCUCGCGUUUACCCGCGCUCAUCCUUUUUAUUCGAGUAUAAAUAUAAAAUCGCGUUUACGAAUAACAGAGUGUCAUUGGUCGCUCCUCCCCCCCUCGUCUCUCGCCAUCGUUGCUCGCGGAUGGCUUUAUUAACAACGGUCAGAGGUAUAAAAAAAAAAUUGAAAAAAUUGAAAAUUCUUAUUUUACUAUGAACGUUUUACGGGAAUAAUUGAGAGGGGGGGAAAAAAAAAACAACAGACAGCUGCGUCGUAGUCGGGAGACGUAGACGCGUGCAUGCGUAUAAUAUAUGGAUAAAAAUACACAGGCGCGCGGGCAUUGGGAGGAUGGAAGACUAGCGGUUAUGCCGGACUCGCCCAGAGAAAACGGCCGGCAAAAUAAUCCGAGUGUCUAGAAUUCGUUGUGGAACGCGGGUGAAACGGACCGACCGCCACGACGGACGGUGCGUUUCGUGUUAUUAUUUUCUCCGUUCUCGAUCGAAUAAUAAUCACGAUUAAGCACCAAUUGCCCGCGUGGUUGCGGGAACGGUUUAGAAAAUAUUUUUUUAACCAUAACGGCAUAAUAUUCUUUUCCGUCGACAUUUGCGCUGGUGUACUCAAUGCGUAUACACACAAAAUCUCAUCAAAAUUUAUUUCUUUUUUUUUUUGUUAUAAUAUUCUGAUAUUAUUUUCACUCAGUCCGCUGAUCCGUCAAUUUUUCGGUGCCAAAUUUGGACGUUGCAUAGAGCCAGAGGGAAAAGACGAGCGCGCGCCGAAGAGUGAAUAAUUGCCCCGGGGGAGAGAUUUCUUUGGCUCGUGAGAAACGAAGCGGUGGAUCGUUCGUUUUCGAAAAAAAAUUCGAAUGAAUUAGUAUGCGCGGGUACGCUUGCAUUAAUCUACGCGGGCGCAUAUAUCCAUAUUGCAUUGGUAUACAGGCGGCAUGAAUUAGGGGAGAAAAAGAAUGUAGUAUUACCGGAACGAGAGAAAAAUCGAGAUGAACGAGAGGGAAAUGUUUUGGGGGAGAAAAAUCGAAUUUCCACAAGUAUUGUUCGCUACGUUAAGGUGGCGUGGGGAAUAAAAAAAAAAAAAUGGGUCGUAGGUCGAAAUCUGCAUCUGGCAGCGAGAGAGAAAGAAAGAGGGAAAGCGAGGGAGCGAGAUGGAUAGAGAAGAUUGAGAGUCAAGGGAUCACAGAGGUCAUACUGACCUUGGCUCGUAAGAGGGGUCCAAAAUUUUGAGGGAAAAAAAAACAACGUCCGAUGACGCGUGUCUUUUGUCACUGUUCCUUUCACA